UCUAGAUUCAAAUAUUAUUUAUUAUCUAGAGGACAUAGCGUUCUACGAAGGUACAUGUUAUGCGUGCGUUACCCAUUGUCAAAAAAGGAAAGUUAAACUGCACUACAAAUUACGAUGAAAUCAUACCUAAAAUUCGAUUAAAAUGUAAAGAUCUGAUUGGCAACUGCUAUUGGAAUAAUGAACCGUUUGAAUGCUGCGAUCAAUUCUUACCAGUAAUAACUGAAAAUGGUGUAUGUUUUAUUGUAAACUCCUUACACACAGUAAAAAAAGAUGGAGAAAAGUUAAAAAUGAUAUCAAACCGAAAAUUAGGACCUGGAAAACUUGCUUUUACAGCUUACGAGUCUAUAAAGCUAUUUAUACACUCACCAGAAGAUUUACCUUACGUAAACCAUCCGCAAGAAGAAAAAUUUAAAGUCAGUUGGGGUUUAUCGUUUAUGAUGAAAUUCCAGGUUAAAGAUAUCGAGAACGACCCGUUGUUGAAACAAGUGGAUAUUAAACAGAGGAAUUGUCGUUUUCCUGACGAAAACAAUUUAAAAGUUUACAACGUGUACAGUUAUUCCGCGUGUAUCGUGAACUGCAGAGCUGAAGCUCAACUCAAGAUGUGUAAUUGUACACCUCAUUAUUUGAAAAUUCCGGGAACACCAGUUUGUGGGAUCGAAGGCCUUGGUUGUAUAACUGAACAUUCAGAAAUAUUCAGAGCAUUAAAAACUCACGACUUCAAUAAGUUGGGAUUAGUAUGCAAUUGCAUACCUAGUUGUACUGAACCAGAAUAUACAGUUUUAAGCAAAGAAAUAGAACCCUUAACUAUUGAAGAACAAAAUGAUAACGAUGAUUUAAAAUAUGAUUCAAAAUUAAUCAUUGCAUUAGAUAGACUACCAAAUGAGAGACUUAAAAGAAAUGUAGUAAGAUCUCGUAUGGACCUCAUCGUUUCAAUUGGAGGAACUUUAGGUCUAUUUCUUGGAGUGAGCCUGUUAAGUAUUGUUGAAAUAAUUUACUUCUUCGUUGUUUGGACACAUAAACCACAAAGUAUAACAAAUAACGUUAAAAGCAAAAAACAAGCACAUCGGCCAAUUCAAAAUAUUAAUAAUUUACCAUUUUUACAUUGAAUUAAUUUAU
Messenger RNA from Melanaphis sacchari, 1116 nucleotides. Its product is annotated as sodium channel protein Nach-like. NCBI's taxonomy places the organism in Eukaryota, Metazoa, Arthropoda, Insecta, Hemiptera, Aphididae. Gene Ontology annotation, molecular function: ligand-gated sodium channel activity. Bases 60 to 1106 code for a protein of 348 amino acids. Gene Ontology annotation, biological process: sodium ion transmembrane transport. The record is from RefSeq and is a predicted model, not a curated record. Gene Ontology annotation, cellular component: membrane. The transcript has 9 exons.